Molecule: messenger RNA, 9664 nt
Organism: Anguilla rostrata (American eel)
Lineage: Eukaryota; Metazoa; Chordata; Actinopteri; Anguilliformes; Anguillidae
Product: filamin-C-like
Exons: 47
Coding region: 504-8783 (2759 amino acids)
Biological process (GO): actin cytoskeleton organization
Molecular function (GO): actin filament binding
Source: RefSeq, a predicted model, not a curated record
GGGGUUCUCGCUUCUUUUUAAACCCCCCAGUUCUCUCUUGCGCUUCAUUUAGUCGCACGCGCUGGACAACUCGACUCCAGUGCUCUCUCUCUGUGACAGCUAUUCUUUUCUCCUCGACGCUACUGAGCCGUCCUUCUAGCCUUCAGAUCAACUGCCUAUUAAGAAGAAGCUUCCACAUUUCUCACGCGUCCGCCAAUUAAAAACGGGGACCGACUAGGCUGCUAACAAAAAUCGGAUUAAUCUAUCAUUUUGCUGACAGAACUGCUUGGUUUGACAAGCCCGACCUUCUUAACGAGUAUAUCCGAAUAGACCCCCCCCACACCCUACUCUCGCCUUCUGUUUUUUUCCCCGAGGUUCUUCCAAGUUCUGAACUUUUCACUGCGAGCGCGCGCCUGGCACUGCCCUGCGAAAACUUUUUUUUUGUUGCGUUCCCACGCGUGCGGUAUAUUUCACACACUGGCCUCACGGAUUACGGUAUAAAAAGGGCCAAGGAAACCGAAAACAUGACGAGCAAUAAUACAUACUACGACCAGCAGCAGCAGCCUGAAUACUACCAGGGCACCGAUAACGGGGAAGACCAGGAAGACGAGAUGCCUGCCACCGAAAAGGACCUCGCGGAGGAUGCGCCCUGGAAGAAGAUUCAACAGAACACCUUCACCAGGUGGUGCAACGAACACCUGAAAUGCAUCAACAAGACGAUAAACGAUCUCCAGAAAGACCUGGGCGACGGGCUCAAACUAGUCGGUCUCCUGGAGGUUUUGAGUCAAAAGAAAAUGUACAGAAAAUAUCACACAAGACCCAACUUCAGGCAGAUGAAACUGGAAAAUGUAUCGGUGGCGCUGGAAUUCCUGGACAGAGAACACAUCAAACUGGUCUCCAUAGACAGCAAGGCCAUCGUGGACGGCAACCUGAAGCUGAUCCUUGGCAUGAUCUGGACGCUGAUCCUGCACUACUCCAUCUCCAUGCCCAUGUGGGAGGACGAGGAUGACGAGGACCUGAAGAAGCUGACGCCCAAGCAGCGGCUGCUGGGCUGGAUCCAGAACAAGGUGCCGCAGCUGCCCAUCAACAACUUCAACAAGGACUGGAGGGACGGCAAGGCCCUGGGCGCCCUGGUGGACAACUGCGCCCCCGGUCUGUGCCCCGACUGGGAGACCUGGGACCCCAACCAGCCCGUGGAGAACGCCAGGGAGGCCAUGCAGCAGGCUGACGAUUGGCUGGGGGUGCCUCAGGUGAUUGCUCCGGAGGAGAUUGUAGACCCCAAUGUGGACGACCACUCUGUGAUGACCUACCUGUCCCAGUUCCCCAAGGCCAAACUGAAACCUGGUGCCCCACUGCGCCCAAAAGUACUGCACCCCAACAAGGCCAAAGCUUACGGACCAGGCAUUGAGCCCCACGGCAAUGUCGUGCUGAAGCCGGCCCACUUCACCGUGGAAACCUGGGAGGCGGGGCUGGGCGAGGUCAUCGUGUACGUGGAGGACCCCGAGGGACACACGGAGGAGGCCAAAGUUGUGCCCAACAACGACCCGAAACGGACCUAUUCUGUGACCUACGUGCCAAAAGUGGAGGGCCUUCACAAGGUGAAGGUGCUCUUUGCCGGGCAGGACAUUGACAAGAGUCCCUUCAUGGUCAACAUCUCCAAGGCGAUGGGAGACCCCAACAAGGUGUCAGCGCGCGGGCCAGGCUUGGAACCCGUGGGCAACGUUGCAAACAAGCCCACCUACUUCGACAUCUACACCGCAGGUGCCGGGGCAGGGGACGUUAGCGUGGUCAUCGUCGACCCUCAGGGCAAGAGGGACACGGUGGAGAUCGUUUUGGAAAACAAGGGGGACAGCACUUUCCGCUGCACCUACCGGCCCGUGCUGGAGGGACCCCACACCAUCCACGUCACCUUCGCAGGGCAGCAGAUCCCCAAGAGCCCCUUUACCGUCAACAUCUCAGAAGCCUGCAACCCCAGUGUCUGCAGGGCCACCGGGCGGGGCCUCCAGCCCAAGGGGGUGCGGGUGAAGGAGGUGGCCGACUUCAAGGUCUUCACCAAGGGGGCCGGCAGCGGGGAGCUCAAAGUGACAGUGAAGGGCCCGAAAGGUGGGGAAGAGCCGGUGAAGGUGCGGGAUGUGGGAGACGGCGUGUUCGAGUGUGACUACUACCCGGUCACCCCUGGAAAGUACACCGUCUCCAUCACCUGGGGAGGGCAGGCCAUUCCACGCAGCCCCUUCGAGGUGGAGGUCAGUGCCGAGGCAGGCUUCCAGAAGGUCCGAGCCUGGGGCCCGGGCCUGGUGACCGGAAGGGUGGGGAAGUCAGCUGACUUUGUGGUGGAGGCCAUCGGCACGGAAGUGGGGACCCUUGGGUUCUCCAUCGAGGGCCCGUCCCAGGCCAAGAUCGAGUGCGACGACAAGGACGACGGCUCCUGCGACGUGCGCUACUGGCCCACGGAGCCGGGCGACUACGCCGUGCACGUCAUCUGCGACGACGAGGACAUCAAGGACAGCCCCUUCAUCGCCCACAUCCUGCCCGCGGACAACGACAGCUUCCCUGAGAAGGUGAAAGCCUUUGGCCCUGGCCUGGCGCCCACCGGCUGCAUCGUGAACAAGCCUGCCGAGUUCACCAUCGACGCCCGCGCUGCUGGGAAAGGCCAGCUCAAGAUCUACGCCCAGGAUGCGGAGGGAAUCGCCAUUGACAUCAAGAUCACCGACAAGGGCGACGGCACCUUCGUCUGCAUCUACAUCCCCACCAAGCCCAUCAAGCACACCAUCAUCAUCACCUGGGGCGAGGUCAACGUUCCCAACAGCCCCUUCAGGGUGAGCAUUGGGGAGGGCUGUCACCCAGAGAAGGUGAAGGUGUACGGCCCAGGCGUGGAGAAGACCGGCCUGAAGGCCAGCGAGCCCACCUACUUCACUGUGGACUGCAGCGAGGCCGGGACAGGUGACAUCAGCAUCGGGAUCAAGUGCGCGCCCGGCGUGGUGGGCCCGGCCGAGGCGGACAUCGACUUCGACAUCAUCAAGAACGACAACGACACCUUCACCGUGAAGUACACCCCUCCCGCUGCCGGACGCUACACCAUCAUGGUGCUGUUCGCUGACAAGGAAAUUCCCAGCAGCCCCUUCAAGGUCAAAGUGGACCCGUCUCACGAUGCGGGCAAGGUCAGGGCCGAGGGCCCCGGACUCAACAAGACGGGCGUGGAGGUGGGCAAGCCGACCCACUUCACCAUCUACACCAAGGGCGCCGGCAAGGCCCAGCCCAACGUCCAGUUCAGCAGCGCGGUGAAGGGCGAAGCCGUGCGCGACUUCGAGAUCAUCGACAACCACGACUACUCGUACACUGUGAAAUACACCGCCAUCCAGCAUGGAAACAUGACCAUCUCAGUUUCAUACGGGGGUAACCCGGUUCCUAAGAGCCCCUUCAAUAUCACCGUGGCCUCUGCCCUGGAUCUCAGCAAGGUCAAAGUUCAAGGGCUGAACAACAAGGUGGAGGUGGGGAGGGACCAGGAGUUCUCCAUCGACACGCGUGGGGCCGGGGGCCAGGGCCAGCUGGACGUGAAGAUCACCUCGCCCUCCCGCCGCCCAAUCCCGUGCAAGCUGGAGUCGGACGCGGCCAGCGGGAUCCACUCAGUGAAGUACAUCCCCCCCGAGGAGGGGCAGUACACCGUGGACAUCAGCUACGACGGGAACCCUGUCCCGGGCAGCCCCUUCUCUGUGGAGGGGGUCAUGCCCCCUGACCCCACAAAGGUGCGCGCGUACGGUCCAGGCCUGAAGGGCGGGAUUGUGGGUAAACCCGCGCCCUUCUCCAUCGACACCAAGGGUGCGGGCACGGGCGGGCUGGGCCUGACGGUGGAGGGCCCCUGCGAGGCCAAGAUCGAGUGCCAGGACAACGGCGACGGCUCGUGCUCCGUGUCCUACCUGCCGACGGAGGCCGGCGAGUACGCCAUCAACAUCCUGUUCGCCGAGGCGCACAUCCCCGGCUCGCCCUUCAAGGCCGCCGUCCUGCCCGCCUUCGACCCCAGCAAGGUCACGGCGAGCGGCCCGGGCCUGGAGCGCGGCAAGGUCAACGAGGCCGGCUCCUUCACCGUGGACUGCUCCAAGGCCGGCGAGGCCGAGCUCACCAUCGAGAUCGUGUCCGAGUCCGGGGCCAAGGCCGAGGUGCACAUCCAGAACAACGCCGACGGCACCUACGCCAUCACCUACAUCCCGCCCUACCCCGGCGCCUACACCAUCACCAUCAAGUACGGGGGACACGCCGUGCCCAAGUUCCCCGCCAAGCUGCAGGUGGACCCUGCCGUCGACACCAGCGGGGUCAAGGUGCACGGGCCAGGGGUCGAGCCCAGAGGGGUCCUCCGUGAGGUCACCACGCACUUCAUCGUGGACGCGCGUGCCCUGGCCAAGACCGGCGGCAGCCACGUGAAGAUCAGGAUCGUUAACCCCUCGGGCGCCAACACGGACGCCUACAUCACAGACAAAGGGGACGGGACCUACAGGGUGGAGUACACGGCGUACGAGGACGGUAUGCACCUGAUCGAGGUCCUGUACGACGACGUCGCCGUUCCCAUGAGCCCCUUCAAGGUGUCCGUAACGGAGGGCUGCGACCCCACCCGCGUGCGGGCCUACGGUCCCGGCCUGGAGGGGGGCCUGGUCAACAAGCCCAACUGCUUCACCGUGGAGACCAGGGGUGCUGGUACCGGGGGCUUGGGCCUGGCCAUCGAGGGCAGUUCGGAAGCCAAGAUGUCCUGCAAAGACAACAAGGACGGCAGCUGCAGCGUGGAGUACAUCCCCUUCACCCCUGGGGACUACGAUGUCAACAUCACCUUCGGAGGACAUCCUAUCCCAGGCAGCCCGUUCCGGGUGCCCGUGCGUGACGUGGUGGACCCCAGUAAGGUGAAGUGUUCGGGGCCGGGGCUGGGGAGCGGAGUCAGAGCCCACGUCCCACAGACCUUCACCGUGGACACCAGCAAGGCUGGGCUGGCCCCUCUGGAGGUGCAGCUGCUGGGGCCUACAGGCACGGCUGAGCCAGUCAGCAUCAAGGACAACAGUGACGGCACACACACGGCCAACUACACCCCCGCCAGCGACGGCCCCUACACCGUGUCCGUCAAAUACGCCGACCAGGAGGUGCCCCGCAGCCCGUUUAAGAUCCGGGCGCUGCCCGCUCAUGAUGCCAGUAAGGUGCGUGCCAGUGGGCCCGGGCUCAACGCCGCGGGGGUGCCCGCCAGCCUCCCUGUGGAGUUCACCAUCGACGCCCGCGACGCCGGAGAGGGGCUGCUCACCGUGCAGAUCCUGGACCCAGAGGGGAAGCCAAAGAAGGCCAACAUCAGGGACAAUCACGACGGCACCUACACCGUGUCCUACGUGCCGGACAUGACGGGACGCUACACCAUCACAAUCAAGUACGGGGGCGACGAGAUCCCCUACUCCCCCUACCGAAUCCACGCCCUGCCCACCGGGGACGCCAGCAAGUGCCUGCUCACUGUGUCUAUUGGGGGACACGGAAUGGGCACCGGUCUGGGACCUAGCAUUCAGAUCGGACAGGAGACGCUCAUCACCGUGGACGCAAAGGCUGCUGGGAAGGGAAAGGUCACCUGCAAGGUGUCGACCCCCGACGGGGCGGAGCUCGACGUCGACGUGGUGGAGAAUUCCGACGGCACCUUCGACAUCUACUACACCGCCCCGGAGCCCGGGAAGUACGUCAUCACCAUCCGCUUCGGAGGAGUGAACAUUCCCAAGAGCCCCUUCCACGUGGUGGCCUGUGAAUCCAUUCCUAUAAUCGAGGAACCGUGCGACAGCCAGCAGUUACAACCGCCCUACUCUCCAUACCAGGGCUACCCCCCCCAAUGGGCAACAGAGGAGCCCGUUGUCCCCAUUGACACCAAGGAGCCCAUGCUCCGCCCCUUCCACCUGGUCAUCCCCUUCACUGUGCAGAAGGGAGAGAUCACAGGUGAGGUUCGCAUGCCCUCAGGUAAGAAGGCUCGCCCUCACAUCACAGACAACAGGGACGGAACGGUGACCGUGAAGUACUCCCCCACCGAGAGGGGCCUGCAUGAGAUGGACAUCAAGUAUGAAGGCAACCACAUACCAGGAAGUCCACUGCAGUUCUUCGUGGACGCCCUUCACAGCGGUCAUGUGACAGCCUACGGCCCCGGGCUGACCCACGGCACGGUCAACAGGUCCACCACGUUCACCAUCAUCACCAAGGACGCCGGCGAAGGUGGUCUGUCUCUGGCUGUGGAGGGUCCCUCCAAGGCGGAGAUCACCUGCAAGGACAACAAAGACGGCACCUGCACCGUGUCUUACCUGCCCACCGCCCCGGGCGACUACAACAUCAUCGUCAAGUUCGACGACAAGCACAUCGCUGGCAGCCCCUUCACCGCCAAGAUCACAGGGGACGACUCCAUGAGGACGUCGCAGCUCAACGUCGGCACGGCGACCGACGUCUCGCUGAAGAUCAUGGAGACGGACCUAAGCUCGCUCACGGCCAGCAUCCGAGCACCGUCGGGCAACGAGGAGCCCUGCCUGCUGAAGAGGCUGCCCAACCGCCACAUCGGGAUCUCCUUCACCCCCAAGGAGGUGGGCGAGCACGUGGUGAGCGUUAAAAAGCAGGGGAAGCACGUGACCAACAGCCCCUUCAAGAUCAUGGUGGGCCAGUCGGAGAUCGGGGACGCCAGCCGGGUCAAGGUCUCCGGCAAGGGCCUGGUGGAGGGCCGCACCUUCGAGGUGGCCGAGUUCAUCGUGGACACCAGGAACGCAGGGUACGGAGGUCUGGGACUGUCCAUCGAGGGUCCGAGCAAAGUGGAUAUAAACUGUGGAGAUGUGGAGGACGGGACGUGCAAGGUGACCUACUGCCCCACCGAACCGGGCACCUACGUCAUCAACAUCAAGUUUGCCGAGAAGCACGUCCCAGGAAGUCCGUUCACUGUGAAGGUGACGGGAGAAGGAAGGAUGAAGGAGAGCAUAACCAGGAAGAGGCAGGCGCCCUCCAUCGCCACCGUGGGGAGCACCUGUGACCUCAACCUCAAAAUCCCAGCUUCCUGUUUCAUCACUUCCUCUGUUUUUCCUCUUUCUUUUUUUCUUCCUCCUCCUCCUCCUCCUCCGCCUCCCUCAGGGAACUGGUUCCAGAUGAUGUCGGCCCAGGAGCGUCUGACGCGCAGCUUCACGCGCAGCAGCCACACGUACACGCGCACGGAGCGCACGGAGAUCAGCAAGACGCGCGCCGGCGAGACCAAGCGGGAGGUGCACGUGGAGGAGAGCACGCAGGUCGGCGGCGGCGGGGACCCCUUCCGAAACGUCUUCGGCGACUUCCUGGGCCGGGAGAGCCUGACCACCUUCGGCGGGAUCGCGCCCAGACAAGAGGGUGAGACAGGUACCCAGGAGAUGACGGCCCAGGUGACCAGCCCGGGCGGUAAGACGGCGGACGCGGAGAUCAUCCAGGGCGAGGACAGCACCUACAGCGUCCGCUUCGUGCCGCACGAGAUGGGCCCCCACACCGUCAGCGUCAAGUACAGGGGCCAGCACGUGCCCGGGAGCCCCUUCCAGUUCACCGUGGGGCCCCUGGGAGAGGGCGGGGCCCACAAGGUCCGGGCCGGGGGCACCGGGCUGGACCGGGGCGUGGCCGGAGUUCCAGCGGAGUUCAGCAUCUGGACUCGUGAGGCCGGUGCAGGUGGUCUCUCCAUCGCUGUGGAGGGCCCCAGCAAGGCUGAGAUCUCCUUUGAGGACAGGAAGGACGGCUCCUGUGGGGUGUCCUACAUGGUCCAGGAGCCAGGUGAUUACGAGGUGUCAAUCAAGUUCAAUGACGAGCACAUCCCCGACAGCCCCUUCGUUGUGCCCGUUGCCACGGUAUCGGACGACGCCCGACGACUCGCCGUCACCAGCCUCCAGGAGACAGGCCUGCAGGUGAACCAGGAAGCCUCGUUUGCGGUGCAGCUGAACGGAGCGAGGGGUGUGAUCGACGCCAAGGUGCACACGCCCUCUGGGGUGACGGAGGAGUGCUACAUCACCGAGCUGGACAGCGACAAACCCACGAUCCGCUUCAUCCCGCGGGAGAACGGCGUUCACUCCAUCGACGUCAAGUUCAGCGGCUCCCACAUCCCCGGCAGCCCCUUCAAGAUCCGCGUCGGGGAGCCGGGGCAGGUCGGGGACCCGGGGAUGGUGUCGGCCUUCGGACCUGGACUGGAGGGAGGCACCACAGGCGUGCCCUCGGAGUUCAUCGUGAACACGUGCAACGCGGGAUCCGGGGCCCUGUCCGUCAACAUCGACGGGCCCUCCAAGGUGAAGAUGGACUGCAGCGAGUGUCCCGAGGGGUACAAGGUGACGUACACGCCCAUGGCUCCCGGAAACUACCUCAUCUCCAUCAAGUACGGCGGGCCCCAGCACAUCGUGGGGAGCCCCUUCAAAGCCAAGGUCACAGGCGUCCGUCUCUCGGGAGGUCACAGUCUGCACGAAACCUCGUCCGUUCUCGUGGAAACCGUCACCAAGACGUCCACUAUGGCCGGGGCCUAUGGCGCUCUGCCCAAGUUCUCGUCCGACGCCAGCAAGGUGGUGUCCCGCGGGCCUGGGCUGACCAAGGCCUUUGUGGGCCAGAAGAACCUCUUCACUGUGGACUGCAGCAAAGCAGGCACGAACAUGCUGAUGGUGGGCAUUCAUGGACCCAAGACCCCCUGCGAGGAAGUGUACGUCAAACACAUGGGCAACAGGGUGUACAACGUGACGUACACGGUGCGGGAGAAGGGCGACUACAUCCUCAUCGUCAAGUGGGGAGACGAGAACGUGCCCGGGAGCCCCUUCCGCGUCUCUGUGCCCUAGAACACCCCCCCCCCCCCGCACCCCCCCGCCCCUGCCCUCCCCCAGUCCAAUGAGCCUAUCCCAGAAACGCACCAAAAAAUGCAAAGACUUUUUUCAUGGGGAAAAAAGACAGAAUUUACCAUUCAAGCAUUGUGCCAAAUUUGUAUUAACCUUUGAGCAUGCCCUUUGUGACAUCAUAGCAGCCGCGUUCCAUGCUAAUUAGCUUCACAAGCCAUGCCCUCUUCUUAUAGGCCAGGCAGAGCCAGCUAGGUUUUAUUUUCCUUUUAUGGAAAUCAUUUUUUAAAAAACUGUUUUCCUGAUGUUUGAAUGUAGAAUUUGCAAAACAGAUUCUUUUUAUUUUCAACUUGAAUUGGCCAAAUCUCAUCAGUUUUUUUGUGAGCUAAGGGCACCAGUUUCUUAUCAGCAGCCUGUUUCAGCCAAAGACACGAAAGCACAGUGCCAUUUUGUUUUUUUAUACAAGCACAGGAAAACAUAAGAUACGCAAGAUCAAUAUCUGUCAGUCUAACUACAGUACUGUUGCAAGAAUUUAUUUAUUUUGAGAUUUUCUUUAUGAAAGGAAAUGUGUCUUAUAUUGAUAGAGGAGGCAAUCCAACAAAACGCAUAAUGCGAUUGCCUGUGAGAUGUUAUGAUCCAAAAUCAAAGAAUGUAAUCGGUGACAAGACUUUUGUAUGGAGAAAGAUGUAGUAAUGGUUUGUUAUGUGAAUGUUAAAAUGGAAGUUGAAAUCGUACUGCAGCCAUGAGUGACAUUUUAUAGUGUUUUUUUGUAUGUAUUAAGUGAAAAGAAAAAAAAAAUCUAAUGGUUUGAUAUAUUAACCUACUGUUUGGUAAGACUUUGCAGACCAAAUAAAAAAUUAACUGCUAACUUGCCACAAAAAGCAUAA